GGUCCUCACUCCUGGGGUCGUCCUGCUCCCGCGGCUCCGUGUAAUUACCUCCUCUCAGCCACCAACCCGGGAACUUUCUCCGCCCGCACCCGGGAGCAGGGGUGUGCUUUGCCCGGGCGGGUUUCUCCUGGGGUUCACUGGGGGGCAGUCUCUAGAGAAGGGCUUCAGGGUCCCAGAGAGACGCCUGCCUCCAGCCGAGCUGCCGUCGGGUCUCGGCACCCUCUCUUUCCCUCUUCCCUAACCAUGACCGAAAUGAGCGAGAAGGAGAAUGAACCGGAUGACGCGGCCACCCACACCCCCCCGGGGACAGUGUCUGCCCUCCAGGAAAGCAAGCUCCAGCGGUUCAAGCGCUCACUUUCCCUCAAGACCAUCCUCCGAAGUAAGAGCAUGGAGAACUUCUUGUUUCGCUCAGGCUCUGAGCUCAAGUGCCCCACUGAGGUGCUGCUGACGCCCCCGACCCCACUGCCCCCUCCCUCUCCACCGCUGGCAUCUGCUGACAGGGGCCUGCCCACCCCCGCCCCAUCCCCCUGCCCAAUCCCACGACCCCUGGCAUCACUCAAACCAGUGAGGCUGCACAGCUUCCAGGAACACGUCUUCAAGCGAGCUAGCCCCUGUGAGCUGUGCCACCAGCUCAUUGUGGGAAACUCCAAGCAGGGUUUGCGGUGUAAGACAUGCAAAGUCAGCGUCCACCUCUGGUGCUCUGAGGAGAUCUCCCACCAGCAAUGCCCAGGCAAGACGUCCUCCUCCUUCCGCCGCAACUUCAGCUCCCCGCUCCUGGUUCAUGAGCCGCCACCAGCCUUUGCCAUGAGCAAGGAGUCCCCACCCACUGGGGCCAGCAGGAAGGUGGACCCUGUCUAUGAGACCCUGCGCUAUGGCACCUCGUUGGCCCUGAUGAACCGCUCCAGCUUUAGCAGCACCUCUGAGUCCCCCACGCGGAGCCUGAGCGAGCGGGAUGAGCUGACCGAGGAUGGGGAAGGCAGCAUCCGCAGCUCAGAAGAGGGCCCUGGCGACAGUGUAUUCACAGCCCCGGCCGAGAGUGAAGGGUCAGGACCAGAGGAGAAGAGCCCUGGACAGCAGGUCCCCAGGCCCCCCCUACGGAAGGAUGUGGGACCCAUGUACUCCUACGUCGCGCUCUACAAGUUUCUGCCCCAGGAGAACAACGACCUGGCUUUGCAGCCUGGAGACCGGAUCACGCUGGUGGAUGACUCUAACGAGGACUGGUGGAAGGGCAAGAUUGGCGACCGGGUUGGCUUCUUCCCAGCCAAUUUUGUGCAGCGGGUGAGGCCAGGCGAGAACAUUUGGCGCUGCUGCCAACCCUUCUCCGGGAACAAGGAACAAGGCUACAUGAGCCUCAAGGAGAACCAGAUCUGUGUGGGCAUGAGCAGGAGCAAGGAUGCUGACGGCUUCAUUCGCGUCAGCAGUGGCAGGAAGCGGGGCCUGGUGCCAGCUGAUGCCCUGACCGAGAUCUGAGAGGAGCCAAGAGAACCCAGAAGCCACCCCUGCCUGUGCCCGGCCCUCGCUUCUGGCCCCAGGAAGGGAGCAGGCAUCUGCCCACUCCCUCCCUCUGCCCCUCUCCUAGGGGCCAUGCACCAUGACUUGGGAGCCUUCUGCACUGAGGAAGGUGUUCCUUCUUGGGUCCUGGGGUGCCCUGAGGAGGUUGCUGCUCUGAGACUUGGGGGUGGGGAGGAGGAGAAAGUGGGAGGGAAUGUGAAGACUGCAGGUGGGUUUCCCCAGUGCCCAGACGCCCCCAGUCCAGUUGCCAUGCUGAGUCCAGCCCUGAAAGGAAGUUCCUGGGAAACUUCCCUGCUGCCUCUUCCAGAGAGCGUUCUCCUGCCCACAGCACCUUUGCUGGCCUGACAGCUCCUCUCUCCUCACAGAGCCUCUGCUUGGGUCUUUGUGCCUGUGACCCUGCAGCUGCCCCUUCUGAAGUGGGGCCUUGGGAAGGUGCCUUCCUGAGUCCCUCAGCCCCAGCUCUAGGUGGGGAGGGAAUUCAGGGCUGCGGGAGGAUGCUGGUCACUCCAUCAAUUCUCAGGAAAGCUCUGUGUUUAUCUCUCCCAUUACUUGAAACCUGGGUAGACAGAGAAGAGGCGCGCUGAGGCCUGGGGAGGGUGUGGUAAAUCAGAAACUGUCCCCUCAAGUAAGACAGUCGCCCAGAACAGCCUCACUCUUCCCUGUUCACUGGGAAAGGACACCCAAGAGCGGCCUGCACACAGAAAACCAACUGAGAACAAAAGACUAGCCCACGCCUUGUCAAAACAACCCCCAUUUCACUGUCGGGACUCCAAAAGCUCAGUUCCUGUCCCAGGCCUCACCAGGCCUGCCCCAGGAACCCCACCCUCAGGUCUGAUCCCGCAAUGGCCCUCCUUCAACCCCUCUCUCCAGGCUCUGCAGGGUUAGGGCUGCCGUUGCAGGGAUCCCUUUUCUGGCCACACCUGUUCUCUUGUCCCAGACACAGAGCCCUGGGAGGAAGAGGGAGUGGGAGACAGACAAAGAAUUCUGUUUGAGCACCAGGAAGGGAAGAGGGCAGGCAUGCUGAGGGUGGGGUGAGGGUACCAAAAGAGGACCCCUCCCUUGCAGGUUGCUCUUCUCUGGUGCCAACCGCCCUCUCCCCCACAAGCUCAGAGCCUCCUCUUGUGCCCUUGUGCCAGCCAACGCCACCCCCCAUCCUGGGCACACCCUCCCAUGCAGUGGGAGGGACACACCCUCCUAC
Molecule: messenger RNA, 2710 nt
Organism: Hippopotamus amphibius kiboko
Lineage: Eukaryota; Metazoa; Chordata; Mammalia; Artiodactyla; Hippopotamidae
Gene: STAC2
Product: SH3 and cysteine rich domain 2
Exons: 11
Coding region: 244-1470 (408 amino acids)
Biological process (GO): skeletal muscle contraction; positive regulation of voltage-gated calcium channel activity; positive regulation of protein localization to plasma membrane
Cellular component (GO): extrinsic component of cytoplasmic side of plasma membrane
Molecular function (GO): protein binding
Source: RefSeq, a predicted model, not a curated record